Molecule: messenger RNA, 2111 nt
Organism: Benincasa hispida (wax gourd)
Lineage: Eukaryota; Viridiplantae; Streptophyta; Magnoliopsida; Cucurbitales; Cucurbitaceae
Source: RefSeq, a predicted model, not a curated record
UAAGGUUUUUUUGGUAGUAUUUUUUUCGUUAUGUCCUACGUAAACACAUGCUGUGCUCUGACAAAAAAUUUUCUUCAUAUUUUAAUCUCUAAAAUCACUACUCUUUUAUAUAUCUCCAAAUUUAACAACAUCAACUUCAUUGUAGCAACCUUUCUUCCACAAUAAUCAAUUCUUAUCUCUUCUUGAUCCUCAUUAUGUUCAAUAAAAUUGAUGAACUUAACAUCAUUUUCCUUCCCUUUGUGAGCCAUGGCCACUUGAUCCCUUUGGUUGAUGUGGCCACGCUCUUCGCCGAGCUCGGUGUCAUCGUCACCAUCGUCACCACCGAUGCCAACGCCGCCCUCUUCCGCAGUAAAAUCCAUCGGGACUCCGUCUCUGGUUCCCGUAUCCGCCUCCACACCAUUCCAUGGCCUGCAGCUAGGGUAGGUCUCUCUCCUGCUAUCCAAAAUCUUAGUACCGCCACACCCAUGGCGAUGCCCAAGGUCUUAGAAGCGUUUCUCAUGCUCCAACCUCAACUCGAAGACCUCAUCCACGAGAUGCGGCCAGACUGUAUCGUCGCCGACAUCUUUUACCCGUGGACGACUAAAGUGGCGGCCGAGCUUGGAAUCCCACGGCUCGCCUUCAACGGUUCGAGCUUCUUCGGUUACUGUGCUGAAGAAUGUAUCAGAGCACACAAGCCACAUCUUGAAGUUGAAUCUAACAAUGAUAAGUUCAAACUUCCGGGGUUGCCUGAUGUUAUUGAAAUGACGAAGUCUCAGUUACCAAGUUGGAUCACCACACAAGAUGACUUCUCAAGAUUUUUUGAUGUCAUUAAAGAAUCAGAGAGACAAUGCUAUGGAAUAAUAAUGAAUAGCUUUCAUGAAUUGGAAAGCUCAUAUGAAGAACACAUGAAUAAGGUUUUAGGGAUCAAAACAUGGAGCAUAGGGCCAGUUUCUUUGUUGGCAAACAAGGAAGUUGAAGAUAAAGAAUAUAGAGGUGGAAACCCCAGCAUAGAGACCACCAACUUACUCCAAUGGCUUAACGAGAAAGAACCAAAAUCCGUUUUAUACAUCAACUUCGGAAGUUUGGUCCAGACGAACCCCAACCAGAUUACCGAAAUCGCACAUGCCAUUCGAGAAUCUAGUCACAAUUUCAUCUGGGUCGUAAAAAGAAACAACGAAGACGAUGAUGACAUAGUAAAUGAAGGGUUUCCAAAAGGGUUUGAGGAGAAUAUGAUUAAAAGCAAGAAGUGUUUGAUAAUAAGGGGGUGGGCACCACAAUUGAUGAUUUUGGAGCAUGAAAGUGUUGGAGGAUUUGUGACUCAUUGUGGUUGGAACUCUAUUCUUGAAGGGGUAAGUGCAGGUUUACCAAUGAUCACAUGGCCAUUGUUUGCUGAGCAAUUUUACAAUGAGAAGCUGUUGAUUGAAGUAGUGAAGAAUGGAGUGGGAGUUGGAUCCAAAAAGUGGUGGCAUUUGGGAGAAGAAAAACAAGAGAUCGUUAAUAGGGAAGAUAUUGGAAAGGCUGUGGAUUUUGUGAUGGGUGGAAGUGUAGAAGCUUUGGAAAUGAGAAAAAGGCUAAAGAAAUGGGAGAGGCAGCAACAAGGGCUGUGAAUUGUGGUGGUUCGUCUCAUAUCAACUUGCUUUCUUUGCUUAAGGAGCUUCAAAAAAUGAAGCUUAUGACCACUAUGAAUGAUUUGAGAGUACCAUAGAAUUGCAAUUGUUGUGGUGUCAUUUGAAUAUUUGGAACCCAUGUUGUUUUUAGAAAAAUACUUGUGUAUUUUGAGCUACAUAACAAUUUAUGUAUAAUUAAGUGCCAUUCUAAGCUUAAAAAAUACAAUUUUUUAUAUUUAUAUGUUUGCAUUUGUUAAUGAACGAGGUUCGAAAUAUCAAUGUCGAUAAAAAUAUCAAGAUUCCAAUUUUAUAGAAAUAUCAAUGUCCAUAGAAAUUUAAAAAAAACUUUAUAAAAAUUGAUGAAAAUUAUUAUACAUUAGUUAAUGAAACAGACUGUGGCAUAAUUAGACCAUCGACACAUCAUUGAUCAUUUUAAUCAUCAUUUCUAUAAAGUAAGAUAUCAUUUCGAUGUCUGUGUAAAAAUUGAUGCAAGACCAAAAAUUUUAAAAAGAAAUGUAAAUAAAA